AUGUGGCGCAGAGUAACAAUAAAGCAUGAUCUUCCAGUGAUGCUAGAAUGUAGUGACAAAUUCCCAUUGGCUGUGUGUCAUGUGGCUGGGAGGGACUGUGAGGCUGGCAGGAAGCCGGGGACUGCUGCUGUCCUUUGUACCUGCUCCGGCUGUAACAUGAUGUCCCUUUCUACCGUAAAGCGAGAAGCAGCUGUUGGAAUCGCGUUGCUGGGGGUCACAUUUGCAGCUGGUGUCUAUAUAGGCAAACACUACUUCUUGUUCAGAAGAAAGAAAUCACAAAAGAUUUUUGAGGGUGUGACUGACCCACGCAGAGACUAUCUUUUGCGCUUCUCGCUACGGGAACAUCCAGCUGCAAAGAGGCUGAGGCUGAGUCUUCCGGGAGCUGCAGUACAAGAUGUUAGCAGUGAUGCUGCACAGCUAUUGGGGAACCUUGCUAAGGUUAUCAAAGCCCGGAAAGCUUUGGAAAUGGGCGGAAGCUGUGGUUACAACCCCCUUGUCCUAGCUCUGGUGCUGCCAAGUGAUGGCAAAGUGACAGUAAGCUUGUGUGACGGUGAGGACAUCACAAACGCAAGAGAAUGCUGGAGAGAGGCCGGCGUGGACCAUAAGAUUAUUGUGAGCGAUAAACCUGCAGAGCAAAUAGCUGAUGAUUUGCUCUCGGCGGGGGAAGACGGCACAUUUGACCUGGUCUCUGUUAAUAUGACCCACCAGCAGGAUUACAAGAAGUGUUAUGAAAAAUGUCUACGGCUUGUGAGGAGUGGAGGGAUAUUAGCUAUAGAUGGGGUAUUGUGUGGUGGAACUGUGCUUAAACUAGAACGUGCAGCUGUGACGGAGAUAGGAAUGCACCAGCUAAACGAAGCAAUUCUACGGGACGCCCGAGUAUCACUGAGCAUCCUCCCCCUGGGAGACGGCCUAUCGCUGUGUUUCAAACUAUGAGAAUUCAUUUUCUAAACCUUUAGUCAAACAGUUGGAUCACCCCUUCUUUUUUCGAUAAGAGACAUUUACAAAAUCCAUACUGCAGUAUUAAAGGCACACUGCUUCCAGCGGCAGCUCUUCUAUGCAGUAAUUAUGGUGCAUGCAUCAUAACAACUCGGUCAGGUGUAGCCAAACCCUAAUGUUUAGCUUUUCUUUUUCUGGUAACAAAAUUGUAUUAUAAAUAUCAAAAUCUAGCAUUCACACAAAAAAAUUAGAAAUAA
Molecule: messenger RNA, 1193 nt
Organism: Bombina bombina (fire-bellied toad)
Lineage: Eukaryota; Metazoa; Chordata; Amphibia; Anura; Bombinatoridae
Gene: COMTD1
Product: catechol-O-methyltransferase domain containing 1
Molecular function (GO): O-methyltransferase activity; S-adenosylmethionine-dependent methyltransferase activity
Source: RefSeq, a predicted model, not a curated record